Messenger RNA from Melopsittacus undulatus (budgerigar), 6267 nucleotides. It is a transcript of the gene MCC, whose product is annotated as MCC regulator of WNT signaling pathway. Gene Ontology annotation, molecular function: calcium ion binding. Gene Ontology annotation, biological process: negative regulation of canonical Wnt signaling pathway. Bases 1 to 3024 code for a protein of 1007 amino acids. Gene Ontology annotation, cellular component: cytoplasm. The record is from RefSeq and is a predicted model, not a curated record. Lineage: Eukaryota; Metazoa; Chordata; Aves; Psittaciformes; Psittaculidae. The transcript is spliced from 19 exons.
AUGAUGGCGGCGGCCCCUGUCGCGGAGGUGAGCAGCGCCAGCAGUAGCAGCAGCGAUACCUCUAGUACGGGCGAGGAGGAGAGGAUGAGACGCCUCUUCCAGACCUGCGACGGCGAUGGGGAUGGCUUCAUCAGCAGGAAUGACUUGCUGAUGGUGUGCCGCCAGCUGAAUAUGGAGGAGUCUGUCACAGAGAUCAUGCACCAGCUGGGAGCAGAUGAAAAUGGGAAAAUUUCCUUCCAGGAUUUUAGUCAAUGCCGCAUGGAACUGGUACGAGAAAUCAGGAAGGAGGAAGUGGAGCUCUCUGUGAAGUCGGAUGACCCUUGUAAAAAGAAAAAGUUAAGGGAUGACAUAGCUUCCUGGCCAACUAGCAGCAAUAACAGUUUAGGUGCCUUAUCGGGAGCCAGAGAAAGCUGGGAGUAUGAUUCAGGAGCAAGAGAUCUUCAGAGUCCGGACCUCCAGAGUCAUUUUACACUACAAAAGUUGUUGGAAUAUGGUGGAAGCAAUGAGGCCCAACAGGCUUCUCUGCAAAAACUUCUAAAUCAGGCCUCAAAUUUUAGCAGCUCUGUUGGAGGAAGCUACUUAGAACUUGCCAACACUCUUCAUUUAGCAGCCCUGGCUUCAUUAAAGGGAGACAUAGUGGAGCUUAAUAAACGUCUACAACAAACAGAAAGGGAGCGUGACCUGUUGGAAAAGAAACUGGCAAAAGCACAGUGUGAACAAUCCCACCUAAUGAGAGAGCACGAAAACUUGCAGGAGCAAACGACACUACGCUACGAGGAACGGAUCACGGAGCUGCACAGUAUCAUUGCUGAAUUAAAUAAGAAAAUUGAUCGACUACAGGGAACAACAAUAAGGGAGGAAGAUGAAUAUUCAGAGUUACGGUCAGAGCUCAGCCAAAGCCAGCACGAGGUUAACGAAGAUUCAUGCAGCAUGGACCAGAAUUCUGUUUCAGUACCAGAGAAUCAGUCCACCAUGGUCACUGCAGACAUAGAUAACUGUAGUGACUUGAAUUCAGAACUGCAAAGAGUGCUGACAGGUCUGGAAAAUGUUGUCUGCGGGAGGAAGAAAAGCAGCUGCAGUUUAUCGGUAGCAGAGGUGGAUAGACAUAUUGAACAGCUCACUACCGCCAGCGAACAUUGUGAUUUAGCCAUUAAGACUGUGGAAGAGAUUGAGUGUGUACUGGGAGGUGAUCUUUAUCCAAAUCUGUCUGAAGAGAGAUCUCAAUGGGAAAAGGAGCUAGCUGGCCUGCGGGAAGAGAACGAGAGCCUCACAGCCAUGCUGUGUAGCAAAGAGGAGGAGCUGAACAGGACCAAGGCCACCAUGAAUGCUAUUCGUGAAGAAAGGGACAGACUGCGUAGAAGGGUUCGGGAGCUGCAAACACGUUUACAAAGCGUACAGGCCACAGGCCCAUCCAGCCCAAGUCGCCUCACUUCUGCCAAUCGACCCAUUAACCCCAGCACGGGAGAGCUGAGCACAAGCAGCAGUAGCAAUGACAUUCCCAUAGCCAAGAUUGCUGAAAGAGUGAAGUUGUCAAAGACAAGAUCAGAGUCUUCAUCAUCUGAUAGGCCUGUCUUAGGAUCAGAAAUCAGCAGCAUAGGGGUGUCUAGUACUGUGGCUGAACAUUUGGCACAUUCCCUCCAAGACUGCUCAAACAUCCAGGAAAUCUUCCAGACUCUUUAUUCACAUGGAUCUGCUAUCUCUGAGAGUAAAAUCCGAGAGUUUGAAGUGGAGACAGAAAGAUUAAAUAGCCGCAUUGAGCACUUGAAAUCCCAGAAUGACUUGUUGACAAUAACACUGGAAGAGUGCAAGAGCAAUGCUGAAAGGAUGAGCAUGCUUGUUGGGAAGUACGAGUCCAAUGCCACAGCGCUCAGGCUUGCAUUGCAGUACAGUGAACAGUGCAUAGAAGCAUAUGAACUGCUGUUGGCAUUGGCAGAAAGCGAACAGAGUCUUAUUCUUGGGCAGUUCAGAGCUGCAGGUGUUGGCUCAGUUGGGGACCAGGCAGGUGAUGAAAACAUCACUCAAAUACUUAAGAGAGCUCAUGACUGCCGGAAGACAGCUGAGAAUGCAGCAAAAGCCUUGCUGAUGAAACUAGAUGGGAGCUGCGGGGGAGCCUAUGCAAUCACCGGCUGUAGCGUACAGCCCUGGGAAAGCCUGUCAUCCAACAGCCACACAAGUACUACCAGCUCAACUGCAAGCAGUUGUGAUAUGGAAUUUACAAAGGAGGAUGAGCAACGACUGAAGGAUUACAUACAGCAGUUGAAAAAUGACAGAGCAGCAGUGAAACUGACAAUGCUGGAGCUGGAAAGCAUCCACAUUGAUCCCCUUAGUUAUGACGUUAAACCUCGAGGAGACAGCCAGAGGCUAGACCUGGAAAAUGCAGUCUUGAUGCAGGAACUUAUGGCAAUGAAGGAGGAGAUGGCAGAGCUUAAGGCCCAGCUUUACCUGCUGGAGAAGGAAAAGAAGGCAUUGGAAUUGAAACUGAGCACUCGAGAGGCCCAGGAGCAGGCCUACCUCAUCCAUAUUGAGCACUUGAAAUCUGAAGUGGAAGAACAAAAAGAAGAGAGGAUGAGGUCUCUCAGCUCAACCAGCAGCGGAAGCAAAGACAAAUUGGGCAAGGAAGGCAGUGAUGGCACCGCAGCAGCAACAGCAUUAACACUAGCUGAGCUGAGCCCAUACGACGAGAGUGAAGUGACUGCUGAACUGACAAACGCACUCAGGCGGGAGAAGAAACUGAAGGCUAGAGUGCAAGAGUUAGUGAGUGCUUUGGAGAGACUCACUAAGAGCAGUGAAAUCAGACAUCAGCAGUCCGCAGAAUUUGUUAAUGAUCUUAAACGGGCAAACAGCAACUUGGUAGGAGCUUAUGAAAAAGCGAAGAAAAAGCAUCAGAGUAAGCUGAAGAAAUUGGAAUCGCAAAUGAUGGCCAUGGUGGAGAGACACGAAACACAAGUAAGGAUGCUCAAACAAAGAAUAGCUUUACUAGAAGAAGAGAAUUCUAGACCACACACCAAUGAAACUUCACUUUAAAUGCAUCUCCUUCAAAGAUGCUUAGUGCCAUUACAAAUUUCUUUUGGAGGCUGACUUGGGUAGCUUGAAACGCUAAAAGCCGUUACUGUCAAUGCUGACACAACAACAACCUUCUCUGGGAUCCCAGAGAGGUGUUAUGGGGAUAAUAUGUUAACCUUAAGGACUGUUUUGUAAUGUAAAAUGGCAGUGCCUGAAUUAUCAUGCUAUAAUUAUAUAUGUUGUCUGUGUCAUUAUGUCUGUAUUCUUACAGCUUCUCUUCCAUUUUGAAUGUCCUAUGGGUGACAGUGUCAUACCGAAAUUCUUAACAGAGUUUUCAGUUUGGGCAGUUUGGAGGUAAUCUGAGUUUUCACAAUCCCUGUGCUCCCUCUCCAUACAACACAGUAGUGUUGUGUACCCUCAAGACUUGCUGCUGUGGUUAAAUCAACUAAAUAGGCAGCUUCAAAGCAGGAAGAUGAUCAGCUGGCUUAUUUUUUUUACAUUGUAAUUGCAGCACUGAUGCUCGCAGCACAGAAAAGGUAGGAAAACUGUUGGUUUGGAAAAAAACAAGAAAUCCUAGUUCUAGCUCUGAAAACUGCAACUGUGUUUCUUAACAGUUUGUAAAGACGACUAAAGGUUUCACCAUGCCAGAUCGUCUGUGCCAAGGCUGGGUAAGAAAUUAUAGGGAAUCUGGUAUUAAUAUUGCAUUAUAUUUGCAAUUACUCUGAGAAAGUUGGGGGUUUCUUGCUAUUACAUUAUAGCCAAAGUUUUCCUUAAGAAGCUGUACCAUUUUUGUCACAUGUAUAGUGCUUAUUACAGCUUUCUGUUAUCAAGAGGUAGAAUUUCUUCUUUUUAUACUAGUUUUGACCAAAAAAGGUACCUGUGAGUUACGUACCCAUUUAAUUUUGAAUACAUAGGCACAAAACUAUAAAUGUGUAGGUGUAUGGAUAUACAGACACAAAUAGAAUGUGAAUGGUGAAGUCUUCAUACAGAUUGUUAGGUUACUUUUUGUUACUGCUGAUUGUUUUAAGUCUCAUUACUAUAUUAUCAAACUGCCUGAACUGAAAAUGUUGGCCUGUGAUGGUGAUGAACAUCAAGCAAAGUAGAUCAGAUAGAUUUCUCUAGGGGGUAAAAUACAGAGGCACCGGUUUCAUUUGGAAUUUGCUUAUUUUUGACCUGAGUACAUAAAACAGUUUCCACAUUUGUUUUAACACGCAAAACUAGAGUCCAUUCAACAAAGCCUGCUACUUUGUUACACCUCUACUUCUUAUUUUUCAGGCUCUGUUUUCAAGGGAAUCUGAUUUCAGGACUUGUUUAUCCUUUUUGCUUUAUAUGUUGAGUUGCACAUGAAGUUUUGUUAGUGUAUUUAGAGUUAUGGUAACUUCUUUCAUUUAUUCAUCUAAUUUCUAGUACUAAGGAAGUAUUUUUAGAGGACUUGGUUUUGUGUACUCUUUGGUUAGGCCAGGCAGCCAAACAGUUGUGCGAAUAUGUGUUCAGAAUACAGCAUUGUUGUUAAGUGUUGGUUGCCACUGAAACUGUAGCUGUUGGUGUUUGUGACAUCUCUCAUUACUGUAGCUGCUGUUUUCUUCUUAGUGAUUCCUGCUUCUCUACAAUCUUGAUAUAUCUGCUACAAAGCCAACAUCAUACAUGAUUGAUUGCUACAGCAAGUUAAAACAAUGCUGAUUUCAAAAUUACAUUGUAGGUAGCAGUGCCCUGGGAAUGGUUGUGAACAGUCUUCUUUCUCUAACUUCUUAAAUUAAUAAGCAAAUGGAAAUUUUUGCAGACCCAGCUGUUGAGGGAGCAAGCACACUGAUUUCUUACUGUCUUUUUGGUUUUCCUAAGCAUCUAUCUAUGGCAUUUCCCUUUUUUGGCCAGCAAGUUUUUCACCAAUGGGAAUAUAGCAUUUUGCUGAAAGCUUCAGUGGUAGGUAGCUGAUCAUACUUGUUUCUGAAGAAACAGAGACUUACCAACUUUGUACAGUAGCAAAAAUGCAGCUGCAGGUUUGUAUUCUUGUAUCUGAAACAUCCAUGUAACUUGAGGUCAUCUCAGACUCUCUGUGUGAAAUACCUUUCACUUAAGGUGACUAGAAACCACUGUUGCACUGCAUUUGCCCUUAGGCUCAAUUUUUCUAUUUCUCUGUAGCUAGAGAAGCUAUUAAUAACAUGAAGCUUAAAGCAUUUAAAUUGCACCCUGUCUUUAAAGGAAAUAUACAAAUUAAGAAAGUAUAAAAUUCAUCUAGGUUUAAAGGUUUUAAAAGGCUGCAGUGUCCCUUGGUGCCUUUUUUAGGUCUAACAUUGCUGAUUUUGCAUCAACUGAACAUUGUUUUGCUAUAUUUACUGCGUGUCUUCCCUGCCAGCUAUGCUCUGAAACUGUUUUAGAAUAAAUUAUAAAUCACUAGUAAAUGUAAACCACUGCCUCUUCCUCCCAUAAUGUUUCUGUAUGAAAAAGCAAGGCUGGUUUGAUAGUCUACAGCCUCAGCAGCAGCUAUGGUUGGCCAGACCAACUAGGUAUCUUGCCUAAGCGAGCAGCUUCUGCUUCAUUUGCUUGCAUAUUGGAAAAGGUCAACAGGGAAGUGGUAAAAGGUUUACUGUUAUUAUGAAAAUUGUUAUUGACAAUCAGCUGCAAUUCCAGUGUACUUGUUACAAAGGCACUAACCCUGAGAAUACAUGCCAAAAACCUAACUCUUUUUAUGCAGCUGCUAGAAACAUCAGCCUAUCUACACACAAGAGUGCAAAUCACCUUAAGUUACAGCAACCCACUUAACACUUGUUGCAGAAGAAAUAUAUUUGCAAAGCAACAAAAAUAGAUGCUUCUUGCCAACAGAACCUAAGUUGUUCACUCGUUAAUUAUCUUAGGCUGUAUUAUUUAAUUUUCUAAGUCACAAAGGUGCAUGAGAUUUUGUAUUUUACAGUGUGUUCAGAAAAAAAAUACUUUUUUUCUUAUCAAAUGUGUUAGUCUUCACCAGCUUGAAUGUACUGUUAGCUAUUGCAAAGCACAUGUUGCAAAGUUUGUAUUAAUGUCAAUAUUGUUCUACUGGUUUUGUGUUUGCUCCUCCUUUAAUACUGUACCAUAAUAUGGUAAUUCUAGAAACAUUUCACCUUACUGAAUUAGCUUUAAAUGUGUUCCUUCUUUUUAGUUUCCUAGCUGCUGUAAAAUAACUAUUUUAUGUUUAUUUGAUGUAGAAUUGUAAAAACUGCAUUUAUUUAUACAGAGCCAUUUAUAAUACUUUACAAAUGUUCUUAUAUUCUGAAUAAAUUUCUAAUGCUG